Molecule: messenger RNA, 420 nt
Organism: Ostertagia ostertagi
Lineage: Eukaryota; Metazoa; Nematoda; Chromadorea; Rhabditida; Trichostrongylidae
Source: the annotation of a GenBank genome assembly
AUGAUGAUAUCACAAGAAAUGAAUAUUGCAGGCAUGAGAAAAGAAAUGUAUCGUCCCGAUGCUCCUUCAUACAUGCAGCCCUUCGCAUACCGCCUCACGCAGUACUGUCCAGCUCGUAAUGACGUGGAUAUUGGUGCUGGGCAACGUGUAGGCCUACUUACAAAAAUACAGGCGAUCCUUAUCGCUUCCUUCCUAUCGUAUAAUAAUAAGAGUAUUGCUUUUCGGUCGAACACUGAGCCCGCGUUGCGUUACAAGGUGGGAUACGAUAAAGCUGAACUCUAUGUAUUGUCGCAGGAACCUGUACGCCGAUCCCAACGUGGUCCGUGUGUUGUGCCGCGGCCAAAGGAUGCUGAGGAGUUCAAGCGGCGAGUGUGGGCCUACAAACGGUUACUGAACAGGAACAGAGCGCGUCGGAUGUAG